This is a messenger RNA of Ustilaginoidea virens, 1806 nucleotides long. RefSeq lists its product as uncharacterized. Lineage: Eukaryota; Fungi; Ascomycota; Sordariomycetes; Hypocreales; Clavicipitaceae. Bases 1 to 1806 code for a protein of 601 amino acids. Gene Ontology annotation, biological process: negative regulation of transcription by RNA polymerase II; mitochondria-nucleus signaling pathway; regulation of nitrogen utilization. Gene Ontology annotation, cellular component: cytoplasm. The record is from RefSeq and is a predicted model, not a curated record. The transcript has 2 exons.
AUGCCUUAUCGGUUAGACACCCACGUCUUGACGGUAGACGCCAACGUCAUUCACAAGGUCGACACCGCCAAUCCUGCCAACCUGCAUGACAUGUGGACGGUGUUUUCUCGCUGCGCCGAUUCCGUGGAGCAGGGCAGACGACUAGAAAACCUGAGUUGGCGCAUCUGGCAAAGAGAACAGCUCGUCGAAUCAAAGAAAACCGCCGCCUUUGGCCCUUUCAACCCCACGACCUCGACCACCAUCCCCACCACCGCCGCCGCCGCCGUCGCGACGGCCACUCUUCCCCGAAACGUCCCUUGUCAAUCGAGACUCCAAGAGCUGCCUCAACUAUCCGGCAGCGUCGAUUCCUUGGCCGACGACGAGACUGUCGAAAUCACGUCUGUAUCAGCACCUCUCGAAAUCCGACCCAGGAUACACCGGCUUGACUCGUCCACCAGCCGACGGGACCGUCACAUCAGCUCCGACGACUACGAAAAGAUGGUAUCGUCCAUUGUCAACGACAAGGCUCCGCUGUCCGCCCCCUCGCAAACAUCACCCCUGAUGCCGGCCCCCCGGAAGCAGCAUCGGCAGCAGCAGCAGCAGCAUCAUCAGCAGCAUCAUCAUCAUCAGCCUACCGCUUCAAUGCCCCCCCCCGCGUUUGAGCGCUCUGGAUCGACAACCACCGAGUCGCAAACUUCGGAAGCCCCCUCGGAAGAGUCCAACUGCUCGCCCAUUCCCCCCCCCGCUGCCGCGGUUGCUCGAGCACGGCGAGCCCCCACAUUCCCCGAGCCGACUUGUGCUGCUUCGUCCGACGACGCUCUGCCCGCGCCCAGCUCAUCACCCGCCGCCAAACACGUCCACCCGAGGAAGCAACCCGCUCGAUUUGCCCUAGGCGGAUCCUGCUCGUCGAGCGAGCGAAGCCGGAGCAUGGAGCACCUCGAGGUCGCCGUCGCAUCAGGCAAGAAGCCCCUGUUCCAGAUUGGCGACUCGUCGGGAGAAGACUCGCUGCAGAGCGGCCCCCGCUCGGCCAUGCUGCCGCCGCCGCACCCGCACAAGACGCACAGCAGCAACCCCCUGGGCUUGAUUCCACAGCCGCCCCUGCCACACCACGGCGGCGGCGGCGGCGGCGGCGGCGAGUCGGCAGUCGACUCCGACACCGAGGCCGAGUACGUGGACGAGAGCGCCAUUGACGACGGCGACGAGGACUGGGAAGACUCGGUCGAGGACAGCGGCAGGUCGAGCGUCGACGACAAGUUCUUCCAGCGAGUCGAGUCCAAGGCGCGACUGGCCACGCGGCCCUCGCUCAUCACGCUCAUGCUGGCGCAAAACGACCGGGCCAAGACGCUGGGCAACACGGCGUCGCAGUCGACGCCCGCCAUCCACCGAUCGCGCACGACGCCCGGCGGGCCCUGCCUGGGCGGCGGCUCGCCAAACGACUCGGACGAAGCGCCCCUGAUGAUGAAGGGCAUGCGGCACUCGGCGCUGAAGCCCAUCAGCGAGAUUCCUCGGUCCAGCGCGCAGCCCAUCGUCAGCACCGCCACCCACGUUCCCUACCAGGCGGCGCUGUCUCCCCGAACGACGCGCCGCAACAUGCUGGCGACGGAGCUGACGGAAUCCCUGCGACGGCAUCUGCUGUGGGAGCGGCAGCAGAAGACGCUGACGGUCAAGGCCGCGCUCAAGCGUCGCCACACGUCGCACGACGUGGCCAACCUGAAGCAGUACCCGGACAAGGUGUGCAUGAAGCCCAGCGAGGACGUGGAAGCUCGGAGCUGGAACCAAUACUUUUCCAAGGAAGCGCUCAACGGGUACCACUCGAAGGGAUGGUGA